Octopus bimaculoides (California two-spot octopus) is the source of this 3724-nucleotide messenger RNA. RefSeq names its product short-chain collagen C4. The record is from RefSeq and is a predicted model, not a curated record. NCBI's taxonomy places the organism in Eukaryota, Metazoa, Mollusca, Cephalopoda, Octopoda, Octopodidae.
AAGUCAACCACCACUGAAGACGAGUGAAUAGGGCGUUGGCUUCUUAGUUGAGAAGGGUUGCUGGCGGAGGCAAUACUGCGCCCUUUAAUAAGGUAAAGGGAAAAUGCACCUAGCAGUCUGGUAGAACAGGUAAAAAGGUGGAGAGGGAGAGAGAGAGGGGAGGAAGGAGAGAGAAGGUAGUAGAAUCGCCGAAAUGUCUGUCUUGUUGGGAAAUGGUUAUUAGAGAUUUCGAACGAGCACGAAUAGAAACAAAUAUAUAAUAAACUGCAACUACUACUACCACCAGUAUUACUACAAUAUUUGUUACUACUACUACAACUAUCAUCAUUACAACGAACACUACUGAAACAUCUUGCAGUUAGAGCAACACUUUACGAAGACGGAAGAGAUUUGAAGAAGAAAAGAAUCCAUUUAAAGAAAACACCACCACAAUGGCAGAAAUAAAACCCACAAAAGAUCGGCAAUUGACACAAGAAAAAACUACAGAGAUGGAAAGAACCAGCAUUAUUACACAAGGUGCCACAUUGGUCAUCUAAGUGCUACUAUAUGGUACUGGCCCUUGGUCAACAAACAACAAGAACAGGGGUGAGCUGUGAAAAUUGACACUUGUCUUGCCAGCAACAGAAUACUUCAUGGUUAUCAUGAAACACAAUAGCACAAUAAUUGUUUUGCUAAUGACCAAUAUUCACAUUGCAUCAAUUCAAACAAACAACCAGAAUUUUAGUCCUUUGCUUUUUGAUCGGAAGAUGGUAACAGAAAUGUAACCAGUGAAUUUUGUAAAUUUAUAAAUACAAAUUUUCAUUGUCACCAUACAUGGUGGUGUUGGUUUGUUGACAUUUAAUUGUACUACAGAGGAGUUUGAAAAAUAUUUCAUUCUAAUUGGAGAUGUACCUUGAUGGUGGAAACAAAUUUGUUUUGCAUGUGGAAUAUCUCAUGUCCACUCUAUACUACUGACUAUAUUAAUAACUGCUGUCAAAAGAAAAUAUUUUCACAAAAAAAAAAAAUCAUCAUAUUUUUCUUAUUUUACCUUCCACCUCUCUCUUACAAUUCUCUAUUCCAGAUCGGAUAUGCUGUCCUAAGAUUUGUUCAUAAUCAGUAGAGAAGCUACUGUUGCAUUGAGGAGCUCAAGUGGUGGUUAAAUAGAAUAUCUCUCACGUGGUCUUUUUCUAUGUACAUACACUUUCACAGAAUCAUACACAUAUCACAAAUAACAAAAGCAAGUUGAGAGAAAGAAAAUUUAUAAGUUUACUUAUUGUUAUAAAUGUGUGUUGGUGGAAAGUUAAUCCAUGCUGUCUCCACAAGAAGGCUUUUUAAAAUCUUACUGUGGUACUUUGUCUACAGAUGAGGACUUCUUGAGGCCGAAAGCAAUUAUGGCAUCUGAAAGUGACCUCUUCCGGUCAAGAAGCUUAAUGGCGCUAGACAGUGACUGGUUUCGAUCUCGAGGUAUGAUUCCUCCUGAUAGUCUCUUUAGACCCAGGAAUGUAGUAAAUCCUGAAAAUGAUUAUCAGCGUGCUCGAGGCAUGAUGGCUGCUCAGGAGAAUGAAUUGUUUAAGUCAAGGAGCAUGAUAACUUUAACAAAUGAGCACACAAGGCAUAAGAAUAUGCCUGCUUAUGAGAAUGACUUUUUUAGACCAAAAGGAAUGAUAUUCUCACCUGACAACUGCAAUAUACAAAGACCUUGUAAUCAACUGAACAAAGACUUAAAUGAAUCCAUGAGAAUGAAAGGGUUUGUACCUCAUAACACUCCUGAACUCAUGAACCUGAAAGGGAUCAUGCCACAUGACUCAAAUGAAACCUUGAAAUCAAAGAAUUUAUCCAUGCUUGGUUCUGAUCUGUUGAGGACAAAAAAUUCCCUGCAUCCUCAAGAAAGUGAUUAUCUCCGGUCAAAGGGUAUUUUCCAUCAUGAACAUGAUUUGGGCAGAUCUUCAAAGAACAUAAUACCUCAAGACAGUAUGAUGUUAGGAUGUGACACUAAUGAUUUACUGAGCUCCAAAGAUUUGGUAGUUCCUAACCCUGAUAACGUUGAUCACAUGUUGAGACCUCCUCCAAUGACUGAAACUUCAAAAAGUCCACACCCCGAUUAUCUCCCUCCCAAAAUCAGUGGUGGUGAGAUGAUGAAGCCUCAAUUUUUGUAUCCACCGGUCAGCAACCAGCACAACAAUACCAGUCUUAAUUCAAAAUGUUUAGAGAGAGUGCCAACAACAACAACAAAUAAUACAACAGGCAUCACAACCACAGCAACAUUCAGCUCAAAUGGAAGUGAACACUGCACCACUUUAUCCACAUUAGACAGCUCUGUUAAUCCUAUAUCACAUCCUGCUUGCUCUUCAGCUAAUUCUCAUAAUUCUUCUUCCACACAUACUAUCAUGCAUUCUCCUGCUACUAACUGCUCUGAACAUGUUCAGACAACUAAUUCUGAUUCUUGUACAACAAGCACUGACACCGUCAAAUCUUCUCCCAGUCACAUCAUUCAACAAAAUGUUCAACAAGCAAAGGAUAAUAUGAAUAACCAGCAGAUGAAUAUGGUUAAGAAAGCUACAUUCUCUUUGAAAGGUCCAUAUGAGUGCAAGUCAUGUCACAAAUGGUUUUCCACUUCAAGCAAUUUGUCGGUUCAUAAAAGAGUUCAUUCAGGUGAGCAACCCUAUAAAUGCGGGAUAUGUCUGAAAGCAUUUUCAACAUCAAGUAACUUGACUGAACAUCUGACCACUCAUUCUGGUGAAAGACCAUUUGAGUGUGAGAUUUGCCACAAGCGAUUCUCUCGAUCUAGUAAUCGUAAAGUACACAUGAGAAUCCAUUCAGGAGAACACCCAUUCAAAUGUACAAUGUGCCCAAAAGCUUUCACCACAUCAAGUAAUCGGACAGUUCACAUGCGAACUCACUCAGGUCAACUCAGAGAUUUCCAGUGUGAUAUCUGCCCUAAAGCCUUUUCCCAAGCACGCUACCUUUCAGAACAUCUCAAGAUUCAUUCAGUUGAACGCAGUUUUGAAUGUGACUAUUGCAACGAGAUUUUCCCUAAGUACUUUGAGUUGACACGUCACCUAAAGAAACACACUGGUGACAAACCCUUUCAAUGUGAUGUUUGCCAAAAACCUUUUUCCCGUUCCAGUCAUCUGACUGUUCAUAUGCGUUCACACACAGACGAACGUCCAUAUAGCUGUGACACUUGUUCUAAGACCUUUUCCACAUCUAGUAAUCUUUCAGUCCACAAAAGAGUUCAUUCUGGUGAGCAGCCAUAUAAGUGUGAAAUAUGUUUUAAAGCAUUCUCAACAUCAGGCAAUUUGACCGAGCACAUGACUAUUCAUUCGGGAGAAAGACCUUAUGAAUGUGACAUCUGUGAAAAAGCAUUUUCAACAUCUAGCAAUAGAACUGUCCAUAUGCGGACUCAUUCUGGAGAACAACCAUUUGCAUGCGACAUAUGUUUCAAAGCUUUCACUACCUCGAGUAAUUUAAGAGUUCACAAACGGACACAUUCAGGGGAACGACCAUAUAAAUGUGAUCAAUGUCCAAAAGCAUUUUCUCAGUCUGGACCCCUCAAUGCUCACAAAAAAACUCAUUCACAUGUACCUUUAGCUUAAAUGUGUACACACGCACAUCCAUGUGUGUAUGUAUAUUUGUAUGUGUCUAUAAAAGUAUAUGUAUAUAUGAAUAUAUAACUAUGUAUAUAUAUAUAUGUUGUAUCUUGAGAGGGUCAUUUUGCCAAUAAAAAACAAUCACAUUGGUGCCA